Hippocampus comes (tiger tail seahorse) is the source of this 1491-nucleotide messenger RNA. Its product is annotated as apelin receptor B-like. NCBI's taxonomy places the organism in Eukaryota, Metazoa, Chordata, Actinopteri, Syngnathiformes, Syngnathidae. Gene Ontology annotation, molecular function: C-C chemokine receptor activity; C-C chemokine binding. The coding region runs from base 280 to 1302 and encodes 340 amino acids. Gene Ontology annotation, biological process: calcium-mediated signaling; positive regulation of cytosolic calcium ion concentration; G protein-coupled receptor signaling pathway. Gene Ontology annotation, cellular component: membrane; external side of plasma membrane. The transcript has a single exon. The record is from RefSeq and is a predicted model, not a curated record.
ACCAUUUCAUUCUAUCUAACUAUUUGCAUUCAUUUCUACUUUGUUACAUUUCCAGUGAGUAAAAGUGAAAAAAAGUGCAAGAGUAGAUGAUGUAAUGUAUUGUGCUAUGUUUCAGGAAGUUAACAAAAGAACAUGUUUCCACUAGAAGUGGGCAGUCGUUUCGGGGCUGGGGGUGUGGGGGGUGGGAUGUAGCAUCCUCGGGGCUCAGAGGGUUGUGUCAGAGUGGGCAGGUCAUAUGAGCAGCAACACGAGCCACCCCAAGCCGAAGAGAGAACAGCCAUGGAGCAGACUGAGAGCCCUCAGCAAUACCACGACUAUGAAGAGAUGGAGAACUACACCAUGUGCGACAUCUCCGAGUGGACGGCAUGCCCAUCGCUCAUUCCGGUGCUCCUCAUGUUCAUCUUCAUCUUGGGCCUAACCGGCAACAGUGUGGUCCUUUACACCGUGACGCAGGUGCAGGGGAAGCGGCGGGUGGCCCACAUCUAUAUCGGCAACUUGGCUCUGGCCGACUUGGUCUUCACGGUCACGCUGCCCCUUUGGGCGGUGUACACAGCCAUGGAUGAUCACUGGCCCUUUGGGGUGGCCCUGUGCAAGAUCAUCAGCUAUAUGGAUCUCCUCUCUAUGUACGCCAGCAUCUUCCUCCUCACCAGCAUGAGCUUCGAUCGUUACCAGGCCAUCGUGCAUUCACUGCCCAGCAACCAUUUGUGCGCCGGCAGCCACAUUGGCGCCUCCCUUUUUUCCGUCUGGACGCUGUCGGGCCUCCUGUCUGUCCCUGCCCUCGUGUUCCGCAACACCCAGCAAGACCCGAUGACCAACAGAACUUUCUGCGCCAUGGACUACAGCCUGGUCGUGAGCAACAGGCAUCAGGAGAGCCAGUGGUUCGCCGGGUUGAGCUUGUCGCUGUCCACUCUGGGGUUUUUACUCCCCUUACUGGCCAUGAUUGUGUGCUACGGGUUGAUUGGCUGUACCGUGAUGCGCCACUUCCACAUGUGGCGCAAGGAGGACCAACGCAAGUGGCGGCUCUUGAAGAUCAUCAUCACGGUGGUUGUGAUCUUCGCCGCCUGCUGGCUCCCCUACCAUGUGGUGAGAAGCACGGACGCCCUGUCCGAACUGGACUUGUUCCCGACCUCCUGUGCUUUCCAGCGUUUCCUGUUGCUGGCCUACCCGUACACCGCCUGCCUGGCCUACAUCAACAGCUGUCUCAACCCCUUCCUCUAUGCCUUCUUUGACCUGCAUUUCAGGUCGCACUGCCUGGGCCUUCUUCACCUCAAGAAGUCCCACCAGACACCGACGGAGGUGUAGCACGCCCGGAGGACUCAAUAAACACUCGGUGCUUACUUUUCAAAGGACCAAAUGUGAAGUAGAGUUUGUGUAAUGCAGGACAUGUGUUUUUUUUCCCAUUCUUGUUCUCUGGUCUUGGCUUGGUAUAAUAUAUCUUUUUUUAAUCCAAUAAUAUCCAUGAUGUCAUCAUUAAAAGUGGCAAAUUUGCAA